CCAGAAUGCAUAGAAGAAUGCAUGGAACGGCCAUAAUGCGGAGCCCUCUGGUAGGAGAGAGUGAAAUCAAAACCAGCUGCGGGGAAAAAAAUAUUGACCCUAUUUGGCAUUGCAACUUGACUGCCACCACCGUCAAACACGACUUGGUACUCUUGGAGAACCAAAUUCCUUUUUUUGUGCUUGAGAAAUUGUUCCGACUCACUGUGGAUCGGAUCCAAAAUAGUCGUCCUCUCAAGUUUUCGCUCGACCAUUAUGUCGUUCACUACUUUGGCAGCAUGAUGAGUCAAGAAGAAGAUUCCACAAGCAGUGGUGGCACGACGGCACCAACUAGUCGUGGUUCGCCUGGUGACAGCACUGUCCUAAGGAUUUCUCUCGACGACCAAAUGAAAAGUUCCGAAGAAGACGGAGUUCAAACUAGUCAUGCGCAAAGGUACUACUAUCAUAUUCUCCAUAAACUACAUGAGUAUUACCUUCCACAAAAAGAACUCAAUAAACCGCAUGAGGAUUACCUUCCACAACAUCAAACAAAAGAGAAAAAACCUGGCGAGGAAGGACGUUUCGAAAUGAUCAUGCCUUGUGCAUCAGAGCUCGACUAUGCAGCAGUCAAGUUUGAACCCGUUAGAAAAGAUCUAUUCAAGGUCGAUUUCAUUGAUCCUAAAGGCCCAUUCUGGUGGUGUCACAUGGCCCGUUUCAAAAUCCCUAUGCUAGAGAUAUACGACGAAACGGAGCUAUUCCUCAGAAACCUCAUCGCCUUUGAACAGUGUUGCCCUGGGGUUUCGCUGCAGUACUUCACGUCCUAUGCAUACCUCAUGGACAUGUUAAUUAACUCUGAGAACGACGUCCAGGUGCUCGAACAGGCCGAAGUCAUUUUUAACUAUUUGGGCGCCAGAGCGGACGCCACCAAACUGUUCAACAACCUAUGCAAGGAAGUUGGUCUAGGGGAGUUCUUUUUCGCCGCCAUGUGCAACAAAGCCACGGCGUAUAGUAAGGGUCGUUGGCCGAAGAACUUGGCAUACAUUCGAAGAACUUUCUUUGCUUCUCCAUGGACUUUCAUAGCUUUCGUUGUGGCCUUCAUCGCUUUUGGCAUACAGAUUGUUACGUUUGUCCAGAGUUUCCUUUAAUUAACGAGGAUAAUCAUGAAUAUGAUCAGCAAAUGCAGUACUUCACGCUGAUGUUUUUGUGUAUUUGUUCACAUUGAUGGUAGGCACGUUAAUUAUGUUAAAAGU
Messenger RNA from Rhododendron vialii, 1226 nucleotides. Its product is annotated as putative UPF0481 protein At3g02645. NCBI's taxonomy places the organism in Eukaryota, Viridiplantae, Streptophyta, Magnoliopsida, Ericales, Ericaceae. The transcript has a single exon. Bases 6 to 1121 code for a protein of 371 amino acids. The record is from RefSeq and is a predicted model, not a curated record.